AUGGCGGAGCCACCUCGCGUCGGUGUCGUGUUUGACGCGUCAGCACUCGCGCCCAACGGGUUCAUCUCAGCAGACACUUUCCAGUUUGGCCACUUUGACGAGUGCAUCAGCAUAGACGUUCCCGAGGAACAUAUCACGGGCAAGUACUGUCUGGCCAAGAUUGCGUUCCGACCUGAGCACGACUUGUACCCCAGGUGGUACGACCCUCCUUCACAGCUGUACACUGGUCUUCCAUCCAACGCUUCUGUCUGGCAGAAACUUAAGACAACACAGGACCCUCGUAUAAUACGCAGGGAUGUCCUUCACUGGGCUGUCUGUGUGCCGUCGUCCUGUAGAGCUCAAGAUAUCCAGGAUUCUCUCAACACCAGCCUGUCUGUCCCUCUACGACAACAAGGCAUCCUGUCCGACAUCACUAUCAACCCCAGCGACUGCUACAGCAUCUGGGAGGCUCCUGCUUACUCCAUGGGAUACUACAUUGUGGUGGGAUUCAUAUACCUAAUGUUCGGUCUAUGUACGCUUGCUACUCUGGUUGACUACGCCACCGAAGACGAGGCCAUGCUUAAGCGCUCUCUUAGGAGUUUCAUCAAGGUUUUCUCUACAUAUUCCAACAUGAGAAAGCUGUGCAAGACCAACCCUGAUGCAGACUUCAAACUGCUGCAUUGCCUCAAGUAUUUGAGCAUGACUUGUGUGAUCCUAGGCCACAAAGAGAUGUACCUCAAUGGGAAACCAGUGCAGAACCCUUACUUCAUUGAAACGUUCCCAAACUAUGUUUCCUCCAUGCUGUUCCUCAACGGAGGCAAUUACAUUGUUGACACCUUUUUCGUCUUCAGUGGUUUUCUCACAACUCACUUUUUAACCAAAGAGCUUCAGAAGAGACAAAAUAUCAACCUUUUCUUGGUUAUUAUUGGCAGGUUCAUCAGGAUACUGCCCGUGUAUGGUUUGGUCAUCGCCUUCCACGCUGUUGUGUUGCCGUACCUUGGCAACGGUCCGCUGUGGAACUCGCUGGUCUGGAGAGAAGCUCUGCGUUGCCAGAAGAACUGGUGGGCCAACGUUCUCUUCCUCAACAACUAUGUCAACGUGGAGGAAACUUGUAUGAUACAAGCGUGGUACCUGGCUUGUGACAUGCACUACUUCAUUAUUGGCAUCAUUCUCAUCUACAUCACAUACAAGAGGCCUAAGCUCGGAGCCUCUCUCAUAGGAAUCGCCUUUGCAGCUUCUGUUGCCAUUCCUACCUACAUCACAUAUGUCAACCAAUACCCGGGUGUAGUUCAACUGUACCACGAGCUGCAGAAGGACCCAGUGAAAAAUGAACAUUUCCGCACCAUGUACGUCCCCAGUCAUGUGAGGUUUGUGCCGUAUGUUGUGGGAAUGCUCAUGAGCUACUUACAACAGUACCUGGCUAGAAUAAGCUUCAAGUUCUCUGGGUGGACACUGGUGUUCUUGAUACCGAUUGGAUUAUUUUUCAAUCUGUCCACAACAUUCAUUGCCUACAUCUUCUAUGAGGAAGGACGACCGUACAGCCUGCUGGAGAGUGUGGUGUAUGUAGCUGUACACAGAGUCAUCUGGGCUGUCACUAUAUCUGCUUACAUCAUCAUUGAUUAUAACCAGGGAAUAGGCAAGUGGGGUUCCAUAUUCAGACACAGAGCGUGGGCUCCACUAGGAAGACUGGUCUACUGCGCCUUCCUCAUCCAUACGAUCCCCAUGUUGUACACCGUCGGGCAGAGACGCACGGCUCCCUACCACAGCCGCAUGCUUGCGGCUGUAGCUCUCCUGGGAGAAGUUUCCCUUGCCUUCUUCUUGGCUCUGUUCCUUAAUUUGGCCUUUGAGUCUCCAUUGCAGAGGGUUCAGAAGAUGAUAUUAAAGAAAUUAAUGGGAGGACCCCAGAAGGGUGCAUUUGGUCAACAGAACUUAGCUCAAGUAACUGACAGCAGGCUGACCCUGACUAACGGGAGCUCCAAGACAUCCAUAGCUGACCUCCAUGACACAGAGUCCAAGGUGGCCAUCAACACAGAGAACCAUCCUUACAGGAAUCACACUGGGGUCAACAAUGGCAACGGCAGCUGCAGGGCUUAACAAAAAUUAAUCUUAUUUCUGUAGAAACCUGUAACUAUCAGUUUAUUUAUAAUGCAAACUUUCCCGAGUCAAUAUCUAUUAUUUAAUUUAUUUAAUAUUUAUCUUACUCGAUCUUUGUGGGAAAAACCCAUUCUGCUCUUUUUCAUGGUGAACCAACAAACCAUCGUGGCUUUUGAAUGUACAUACUUACUUGUAUAUUAUAGAUCAUCCACUAGAUGAAUUAUUGUGAUAAAAUAGUUAGAAUUGUACAGGUUUUAGUAAUUUAUUAGCUAGAAAUUUUUAUUUUUUUGUAUUUCAUAACCAUUUUGGUUACUUUUACAUUUUGUAAAACUUAGCUUUUAAUAAUUUGAUGUGUAUUUUUUUACUGAUUUAAUCUUAAGCAUUUAGCCUAUUUAGACAUCACACUGCUUUGUUAGAAGACAGUUGUUAGUUAUUAAGUUAUAGUUUUUAAACCUGGGUGAUGAUAAUGGAGUUUCCCAUGU
Messenger RNA from Macrosteles quadrilineatus (aster leafhopper), 2555 nucleotides. Its product is annotated as nose resistant to fluoxetine protein 6-like. Gene Ontology annotation, molecular function: acyltransferase activity, transferring groups other than amino-acyl groups. The record is from RefSeq and is a predicted model, not a curated record. The transcript has 13 exons. Bases 1 to 2073 code for a protein of 690 amino acids. Lineage: Eukaryota; Metazoa; Arthropoda; Insecta; Hemiptera; Cicadellidae.